CGACAACGAUUCUUCAAUUGAGUGUAUGCCAUAUCGAUAAUAUGUCUGUAUUCAAGACUCUCUUGAUGUUUUUAAUGCUGAAUGUGAGCUCUUUAAUUGUUGACGGGGCGUUACGAUUCACCCAAUUUCCUCGAAAUACUUCUGUUAUUGCUGGAGAAACUGUUCGGUUUGUGUGGGACUACACUGUGGAUGACAGGGACUUCGAGUUUCAUAGCCACUCUCCCUCGUGGAGUUUUUACGAUGACAAGGAAUACACCAUUGCCCAUUGCAUACGAAGACCAGUUCGAUGGAUGGAAUUGGAAAAUAAGUCCCGAAUGCCCAGCACAAUUUCUAAAUCCCACACGUAUAAGAAAAGAAGCAAGAGCUACACUAGUGAUCUCUGAUGUAAGGGUUGCUGAUAGUGGCACGUAUGGAUGUACAUUGAACUCACUACUCGAAGCAAGUGAAACUAGUAAAGUUAUGCUGAUUGUGACUGGACGUACUGGUGUGCCGACUAGUGCUUCAUUAUCACCAACAUCUACCAAGAGUCCAGCUCUUUGGCAGUUUGUCAGCAAUCAAAUCGGUGAAGACUGUGGCAAGAUGGCGUCUGCAACCUACCAUCACACGACAAAGCUUUGUGAAAUAGAAAAGGUAUGUAUGUAUGUAUGAAUGAUCAUUGAAUAAUAUACCUAUCAAAUACACACCAAUGAACUAUAACUUUAUGACGUUGUUAUUAGCCACGAAGUGUAAACAAUACUGUAACGUAGUUUACUCGACCAAUCCUUCCUAGCCUUCCUAUCUUCCACAUUCAUUCGUCAAAGCAAAGUGAAAAAAUAUCUAGCAAAGUUGAUUUUCAUUGACACUUUAUUUACAUUACAAUAUAUAGAUUGCAUAGCUAAGAUUCAGCGAAGGUUCAUUCACAAGCAAGGUGAAUUCGAAGAAUAACUUGUUGAGAUGGUUGAUAUGGUUUUGCUGUCCAAGAUCGUGUUUUUUGUUCUACUGUGCAAAGUCUUCAAGGGACAUUCUGCAUCAUCUGAAAAACUAUCUAUCACGUCUGUGAAGUCCAUCACAAGACCCAUCGGACAAGACGUCGUUUUUAUGUGGAACAUCACAAAUGGCAGAUUCCUUGAGAUCCGUUUUGGCCUGCUAGAAGAUGGUCAACUAAAGCCGCAGCUCGCUUACAUGUCACACGGCUACGGCCCAGUGUUUGGUAGUGAUUUGGAUACCAGUGUUUUGAGAUACAGAGGAAGGUUAAGCUGGGUUGGUGAUUUGAGUGUAGGGCAUGCUUGGUUCAAGAUGGUGAAUUUAACCUUCCAGGAUACAAGAACCUAUGUUGCAGCGAUACAAGAAUUAGGGACCGACAUGCUGAUCACGUCAUCGAUAGCACUGACAGUUAAAGGAUCUGCCCGAUUUACUCGGGUCCCACCAAAGCUACUACGCAUGCGUGCUGGUAAAAGUGCCAAGCUUGUAUGGGACUAUCACGUGGUUGCGAAAGAAAAGGAAUUCAGCGACAUCUCACCAAUAUGGAGUCACUAUACCAGUAACCACGGCAACCAACGCAUAGCAUUUGAGCACAGGUACCAAGGCACGUGGGUAUGGGCCAUCAGUAGUGAGUGCCCAGCGAGGUUAUUGCACCCGACUCGAGUUAGGAAAGAGGCCACUGCUACUCUGGUAAUAUCCAAUGUCACCAAUGCAGAUAGUGGGGUGUAUGAAUGUAGUCUAAUGUUGAAGACAGGGCUUGCUAUCGUCAGUAAAGUUAAGCUUGUUGUUACAGGAGGACCAUCCAUUGAGGCUCUAAUCAGGGAUGUUGAAACGGAUGAACGAUCCAAGAUCAAAGAAGUACCACCGGAGUCUCCAGCCAUCGUAAGCGCAAACACAGCAGACCUGUCAAUCACAGUCAACUGGAGAGAACCAGAGAGCCAUGGAUACCCUGUGCUCAUGUAUUCUGUUCACAUAGUAGAACUAGACCAAGCAGGACAGGAAGUGACGUCACGUACGUAUCACGUGAACGAAGACGUACAUCACUACGAGGCUGGUGACAUUGAAGGCGGGAAAACUUACAGGUUCUACGUGACUGCGUGGAAUACUCAUGGGGAAAGCGUGAAGGACCACCGUAAGAGUGUGACAGUAAAAGUACAGAAACCAUGAUGCUUUGCGGUAGAGGUAAUCACGUGACCCCAGACAACCAAAUGGACUUACAACUCACCGGACAAAGAUUUGGAAACAGAAAAAAAAUGUUUAUUUGUUUAUUUUGUUUCAAAUCUGCGUGCUUUUAAAUGGAAUAUAAGCUGAUUAACUGUGCUGUUUUUCUACUUUUUUUGCGGUUUGUUUAGUUUGAACAAAUGACGAACAUAAAAAAAUAUCAAUAGAGAGUUUUAGAUUUACGUUCACGGCAAACGUGAAACGUCAGUUGACCAGUAAAAAAUUCUUUUAAAUUACUGAAAAAGAAUCGCAAAAAAGUCCAAGUGGUAGA
Molecule: messenger RNA, 2452 nt
Organism: Actinia tenebrosa (Australian red waratah sea anemone)
Lineage: Eukaryota; Metazoa; Cnidaria; Anthozoa; Actiniaria; Actiniidae
Molecular function (GO): protein binding
Source: RefSeq, a predicted model, not a curated record